AUGGCAAGAAUUUCAUUUAUCAAAGUUCUCUUUACAUAUCCAAUCAUCUUUUACCAAAAUUGCGUUGAACCCUAUGGAUAAGACUGUAAAACACAUCUUUGGAAUCUUCAAAACAGAGUUGUUCCAUGUGAAGGAUAAUGGUUUAUGGGAUAAUUCGGAGGAAGCUCCGACAAACUUAUAUUAUAAUUACAUUAUCCCUAAGAAAAAAAAAUGAGAUUUAAUUUCACAAUGGGGAAAUUUAACAGUUGGGACUAUGAGCCGUUUAUUGUUUAGAUUGAUGAUCUCACGGUCGACUCAUUUACAUAUGGUCCUUUUAUUGGAACUAUCACAAGUAACCUAGGUUAUAUUAUUCUUGAUCCAAAAUCAUAUAAAUUUAUUUAAGAUGCUAGCAGAAGCAGCACAAAAAUUUCUCUAUAUAGUAAUUUAGAUCAGGGACUUAACGAUGGUAUAUUUUAAUUAUUAAGGAUAGAAUCAUGGGGAUUUAGAGAUGUAAGAAUUGAAAUCUUAGAUCCCUGUGUAGAUUUUUUUAGUGAAUGCGAUUUCCAGGGAGAAAAAUUUAGUGUUUGUGCAGGGAAUCAAACACUUUUUUCUAAGAACGUUCCAUUUGUUAUAAAAUCCAUAAGUUUCUAACCUGGAAUUAUAUUGAAAUUAAAGGAUUCAAAAUAUUUUGGGGGAGAUACGCAAACAUACUCCUCAAAUUAAAAUUGCAUUCCUGAUUAUAUAGUAAUGUAAAAUUUAAAUUAGUUUCCAAAAUAUAAGAAGCCAGAAAAAUGA
Molecule: messenger RNA, 774 nt
Organism: Paramecium octaurelia
Lineage: Eukaryota; Ciliophora; Oligohymenophorea; Peniculida; Parameciidae
Source: the annotation of a GenBank genome assembly